This is a messenger RNA of Rangifer tarandus platyrhynchus (Svalbard reindeer), 1638 nucleotides long. The record is from the annotation of a GenBank genome assembly. Lineage: Eukaryota; Metazoa; Chordata; Mammalia; Artiodactyla; Cervidae.
AUGGCGGAGCUGGUGCAGGGGCAGAGCGCUCCUGUGGGGAUGAAGGCUGAGGGCUUCGUGGACGCUCUGCACCGGGUCCGGCAGAUUGCUGCUAAAAUUGAUUCAAUUCCUCACUUGAAUAAUUCCACACCUCUAGUGGACCCCUCAGUGUAUGGCUAUGGAGUACAGAAACGGCCCUUGGAUGAUGGAGUAGGUAACCAGUUAGGGGCCUUGGUACAUCAAAGGGCAGUAAUAACAGAAGAAUUCAAAGUGCCUGAUAAAAUGGUUGGAUUUAUUAUCGGCCGGGGAGGUGAGCAGAUCUCACGGAUUCAAGCAGAAUCUGGUUGCAAAAUUCAGAUUGCCUCAGAGAGUUCUGGGAUUCCAGAGAGGCCCUGUGUACUUACCGGAACCCCAGAAAGUAUUGAACAAGCCAAACGGCUCCUGGGGCAGAUUGUGGACCGCUGUCGGAAUGGACCCGGCUUUCACAAUGAAACGGACGGCAAUAGCACGAUCCAGGAGAUUCUCAUCCCAGCGUCAAAAGUGGGUCUGGUCAUCGGCAAAGGCGGGGAGACGAUAAAGCAGUUGCAGGAGCGGACCGGCGUGAAGAUGGUCAUGAUUCAGGACGGCCCAUUGCCCACGGGAGCAGACAAGCCCCUUCGCAUCACUGGAGACCCGUUUAAAGUUCAGCAAGCGAGAGAAAUGGUUUUAGAAAUCAUCCGAGAGAAAGACCAAGCUGACUUUCGAGGUGUGCGCGGUGACUUCAGCUCUCGAAUGGGAGGAGGCAGUAUAGAGGUAUCUGUGCCUAGGUUUGCUGUCGGGAUUGUGAUAGGAAGAAAUGGGGAAAUGAUCAAAAAGAUCCAGAACGAUGCCGGUGUGAGAAUUCAGUUCAAACCAGAUGAUGGUAUUAGCCCAGAGAGAGCUGCACAGGUGAUGGGACCCCCGGAUCGAUGCCAGCACGCAGCACAUGUCAUCAGCGAGCUUAUUCUCACAGCCCAGGAAAGAGACGGCUUUGGAGGCCUGGCGGUAGCCAGAGGCAGAGGCCGCGGCCGCGGCGACUGGAGCCUGGGGACCCCCGGGGGCGUCCAGGAGGUGACCUACACUGUGCCGGCUGACAAGUGUGGCCUUGUCAUCGGCAAAGGGGGCGAGAACAUCAAGAGCAUAAAUCAGCAGUCGGGAGCACACGUGGAGCUUCAGCGGAACCCCCCUCCCAGUACCGACCCCAACCUGCGGAUAUUCACCAUCCGGGGGCUCCCUCCACAGAUCGAGGUGGCCAGACACCUCAUAGAUGAGAAAGUUGGCGGGACCAGUCUCGGAGCUCCUGGACCCUUUGGACAAAGCCCCUUCAGCCAGCCGCCUGCCGCACCUCAUCAAAAUGGUCCUCCCGCCUUUCUGACCCAGGGCUGGGGCAGCACCUACCAGGCGUGGCAGCAGCCCACACAGCAGGUUCCAAGCCAGCAGAGCCAGCCGCAGAGCAGCCAGCCCGACUACAGCAAGGCCUGGGAGGACUACUACAAAAAACAGAGUCACGCCGCCAGCGCCGCGCCUCAGGCCAGCACCCCGCCGGACUACACCAUGGCCUGGGCGGAGUACUACCGGCAGCAGGUCGCCUUCUACGGGCAGACGUUAGGGCAGGCGCAGGCCCCCAGCCAGGAACAGUAG